Messenger RNA from Meloidogyne enterolobii, 2736 nucleotides. Lineage: Eukaryota; Metazoa; Nematoda; Chromadorea; Rhabditida; Meloidogynidae. The record is from the annotation of a GenBank genome assembly.
UUUUUAAAUUUUUCAUUAAAAUUUCUUAUCGUCACCAAAAUGCCAGCAGAUUUGUCUCAAGUGGUCAAUACCAUUCGAGCUGCUGCGAAUAUUCCACCACAAGCAACUCAGUUUAUUAAAAACAAUGAAGGUUUGGCCAAUAUUUACACGUUUGACGUUAAGCCUGGUGUUGUGAUGGUUUAUCGAUACGAUGUGGAGCUUUCUGAUAAGGUUAAAAACAAAAGUCUAACGAAAGGUGGUGGAGAUGAUGGAAAGAAAGGACUUCUUCGGGAUAUCUGCUUCGAAUUGGUAACACACGUUUUUGAGAAUACCCAAGGUUUUGGCAGUAAUGGAAAGGUUUUGUUUGUUUACGACAACCGAAAAAUAUUAUUCACAAAUUGCCGUGUUCCUGCUUUGACGUGCGAGAUCACGCCAGACCGAAUGAGUGAAUUUUGCAGGAAAUUUUUGUACAAUGCAACAAUCACAUUUGAGUUGCAGCCAUGCAAAGGUUCAAGUCAUGAAUUGAAUUUGAACGACAUUCCAUCGGCGCUUUGUCCUGCGCCUCACAUACAAGCGGAUCAUUCUCUUCGUACAUUUUUUGAGAUGCUGACGUCUCAGUCUUUCAUCAAUGCUCGUUCGCAUCGACUAGUUGGACCUGGUCGACUUUUUGAAGAAAGAGUGGCUAAGCGAUUAAACGAUGCUAUCACUGCACAUAAUGGAGUGGCAAAGGGUGUUCGUAUCAUUGUUAAUGGUGAUGUUAAGCCUUGUCCUGCGCUUGUUGCUGAUGUCAAAACUUGCGCAUUCUUUGCGAAAGGGAAUUUGGGGGAUAUUGCAAGAGGAAUGGUUCAGUCUGCCAUGAAUCGUCGUAGAAACCCUCUCCGAACAAACGACCGUAAAGCGAUGGAAAGCUUUUGGUUGGAUUUUGGCCACCUCUUCAAAGGAGUUAGUGCUUACUUGACUUAUGCGCCUUCACGAGUCAUUGUUAUUGAUUCUAUCACUGCUCGGCUUGUCUCUGAAAUUAGUUUUGAAGUUGAUGGCCGCAACAUUCCAAUGAUGCAAUAUUUUGCUGAAAAGAAAAAUGUUCGAAUUGAAGGAAACAUGCCUGCCGUGCGUCAACAUGUUGAUCGUGAUGCACUUUAUCCUCUCCAAUGUCUUGAGAUCUUGCCUUUCCAGCGCGUAUCUAUAGAUAAGAUGCAACUGACUGAUGAAAUGGCUCAAAUUUCGAGCGAUCUUCUUAAGGCAAAUGCUGUUGGACCUGAUGUUCGUAGUGAAAUGAUCAAAGAUGUAAUGCGACAAAUUGGAAGAGAUGGUGAUUGUGCCAAAUUUAUGUUUCAUUUUGGUGUCAAACUUCGAGGUGAUCAAAACAACGUUCAAAUUGGUCAGCGAAGCUUACCGGUUAUCCGGUUUGGGAAUAAUCAAACAGCUAAUCCAAAUGAAAACGAUAAGGGUAGUUUUGACAUUCGUGGACCUCUUCGUUAUUUGGAGCCUUCUGAUGUUCUUCGUUCUUGGAUUGUGGCUUUUCCUCGAAGAGUAACACAGGAUUCAUUCAAUAAAUUUAUUGGCGAUAUUCAACGAAUGGCUAAUCAGCGUGGAAUGAAGUUGCCUCAACCUGUUUUUGAGAAUCUUGAGGUCAAUGCUAUGGAACAACGUUUUGCUGAGUUUUCGAAGGCAAAAAUUCAAUUUGUUCUUUACAUUGAUGAGCGUUUUGUUAAAUCUCAUGCAAAACUGAAACUUUGUGAACGUCGUUAUACUGUGCUUACGCAACAUGUCAACAUUGAGAUGGUUAGCAAGGCCGGGCCAGCUUCCGUCAGCAAUGUUCUUGCCAAAAUGAAUAUGAAGCUUUUUGGUUUGAACUAUAUGCCUCUCUUUGAUCCUGUGACCAAAAAUAAGCUUGACAUUGCUUCUGGUCAGAUUCUUGUUCUUGGCAUUGAUACUUCUCGUCCACCCAGAGCUACUGCUUUUGAGAAAUUCAAAUUAAGCAAACAAGGAAUGGAAGGAUUUACUUCGGAAGAUCCUUUGACUUAUUGCGGCAACUAUUUGGCUAAUCCUUCAAAAUUUGUCGGCGAUUACCUUUACCAGCCUUGUAAACAAGAUGUUCUUGAUGUUGAUUAUUUUGGAGAGCGUAUCAAAUGGAUUGUUAGCACUUUGAAAGCUAACCGAAAACAACUUCCUUCAACUAUUUUCAUCAUUCGCGAUGGAAUCAGUGAGGGAAUGGUUCCUAAGGCUGUCAAUGGAGAAUUCUCGCGAAUUAUUGAGACGUUUAGAAGCAUUAACCAAGGAUGGGUUCCAAAAUUUGUCUUCGUUAUUGUUGAUAAGCGCCAUACAAAACGCUUUUUCUUAAACACUGGUCCAAAUCGCAACCCUAAACCGGGUUCAGUCAUUGAUAAGAAGUUCGUCCGUGUGGAUCUGCAUGAAUUCUUUUUGCAGGCUCAUCAUCCACUAAAGGGCACGUCAAAGAUUCCUCAAUACAUGAUCCCAAUCAAUGAGAUCAAGGCUAAUAAUGACGAAUUGCAAGCGUUUAUCAUUGGACUGUGCAACAUGUGGCAGAUUGUUAAUAUGCCGCCUGCUCUUCCGUCACCUGUUUUACAAGCGAAGGAACUUGCAAAACGAGGAAGUAAUAAUUAUGUGGAGAUGAAACGAACUGCUCCUCAAUACAUUCCUCGUAUUACUGGUGAACGUAUGAUCGAUUUUGCUUUGCUCAACACACGCGUUCCAUAUGGAGAUAGUGUUUUAAGUAAAACUCGUUUCAAUGCUUAA